AUGGCCGAAAGAAAGAGAACCUUCACUGCUACAAACAUCUCUUCCAGUACUGAUUUGCCCCAAGGUUUACAGAUACCUGGUACAAAUGCCAUUUCUCUCACAUCCAACAUUGCAUCGACAAACAUUGCACCAUCGACGCAGGUCAUUGCAGACAGUGCUGAAGAUGUUAAUUUUGUAAUAAGCCACUUGGAAGCGCCAUCUGAUAAUGUCCCAACAUAUGUUUCAAGACAGUACAAUAAUGAUUCCAUUGUUGGCAAUGAAAUUCAAGCUUACGCUAAAAUUGCUGGUUGUAAUUGGACUUACUACGUGAAAACACUCAAGGUCACUAUUGGAAGAAACACAGAGUUUCAUCUACAUAACAACGAUCCUACUAAUCCAGAUUUGAUUGACAUAGAUUUGGGCCCUUCAAAAGUCGUAUCAAGGAAGCAUGCAUCUAUUGUCUUCAAUAUGGAUUCCAGGAAAUGGCAACUCUUUGUACAUGGUAGAAACGGAUUGAAAGUUAAUGGUGUACGAUUGAAUCUUUCGGUAAAUACCCCUUGUGAUUUAAACUCGGGCAAUAUAAUAGAUAUUGGAGGCACUCAAAUGAUGUUUAUUUUGCCAGAUUCAGCUCCUAUAAUUCCAAAUAACUUUCGUCAGUUGUUGAGUAAUAAAAGGUCAAAGUUGAAUAGCGGUUUGAAAUACUCGACCUCUGAUUCUGGGUCCAAGUCUGACUCGACUAACCAAGUUAAGGCAUUUCAACUACAAGAGGGUAUUUCCAACAAGACGAGUACACCAAUAGAACAAGAUUAUUCUAAGGAUGAUGCCAAAGAUUUAAAACCUCCAUACUCUUAUGCAACCAUGAUUACACAAGCCAUAUUAUCUAAUCCUCAGGGGGUACUAUCUUUGUCAGAGAUAUACGAUUGGAUAUCGAGCCAUUUUGCUUAUUACAGACAUACUAAACAAGGAUGGCAAAAUUCGAUUAGACACAAUUUGUCGUUGAACAAAGCUUUUGAAAAAGUUCCUAGAAAACCAAACGAACCAGGUAAAGGUAUGAAGUGGCAGAUCAGUGAGUCCUACCGAAACGAAUUCUUAAAAAAAUGGGAAGACGGGAGUUUGAAUAAAGUUAGAAGAGGAACUAGCGUUUCAAGACAACUCCAAUUGCAUCUUAUAAAGAACAAUGCCUUACCGAAGGGAAGGUCUCCAACGUUGAACGAGGGUAAUCUUCCACUAAAUACCAUGAGUAUUUCGCAUCAACAAACGCCUUCAAUUCAUAGCAAUACCAUGAGUUCUAAUCAUUCUCAUUUAUCCGGUGCAUUGAAUAAUAGUGCAUAUUCAAUUCCGAAUCUGUCACCAAAUAAAACAUCAGACAUAGGCCUUCUAGCGACGAAAAACAAUUCUAAUUCCACACUACCAUCACCAAUCAAAAAUAUGAGUAUUGCAGAGAUUAACUAUUUAAAUAACGACUCUAAGUUAUCUAGUGGUUUGGUCAGUAGUAUUAAUAACACAACAACAUCUGACCAAAUCAUGCGGAGUAUAUCUGUCGGAGAUAAGCCUGAACACCAACUUCAAAGUUUGACAAGUAAAGACAAGGGGAAUGGUUCUGGGAUCGAAAGAAAUAACCAAUAUACCCUCCCACCAUUCAAGGAGCCAAAUGACAAUUUGUUAACAUCUCCGAAAAAAAUUUUCAACAGAAUUGACAUGAUGACUCCUGAGAGGAAUGUUCAAAGACCGCUACUUGAACCAUCUUCCGCACAGUCUGUGAACUCAUCUCCUGCUAUAUGGAAUUAUGUUCAGUUUUCAACACCCCUAGGUCCUAAUAAUAACAAUGUUAGUAACAACCAGCAAAAUAUAGCUGAAAAUGAUAAGGUUGCAAAAAUCGAAAUUGAAAGUCCGUUGAAGAACAGAAAAGGGGUUGAAAAAUUACCAGAUAUCAAAGAUAUCGAAUUGACAAAAGAAUUCAAGCAGCUUUAA
Molecule: messenger RNA, 1950 nt
Organism: Pichia kudriavzevii
Lineage: Eukaryota; Fungi; Ascomycota; Pichiomycetes; Pichiales; Pichiaceae
Exons: 1
Coding region: 1-1950 (649 amino acids)
Biological process (GO): regulation of transcription by RNA polymerase II
Molecular function (GO): protein binding; RNA polymerase II cis-regulatory region sequence-specific DNA binding; DNA-binding transcription factor activity, RNA polymerase II-specific
Source: RefSeq, a predicted model, not a curated record